Molecule: messenger RNA, 601 nt
Organism: Daldinia decipiens
Lineage: Eukaryota; Fungi; Ascomycota; Sordariomycetes; Xylariales; Hypoxylaceae
Product: DASH complex, subunit Dad3
Exons: 2
Coding region: 217-489 (90 amino acids)
Biological process (GO): attachment of spindle microtubules to kinetochore
Cellular component (GO): DASH complex; mitotic spindle
Source: RefSeq, a predicted model, not a curated record
GCAUGCAUUGUGCAAUCCAAACGGCCCCGUCGAAUUCAUUUUUGGUAACCGGGUAAUACCUAGGUACCUAGCCCCACAGGAAAAUGACCCCUCCAUCCCGUUAACAAGACGCGUUUCUUCAAUUCAGCCUCCGCAUUCUGCCUUUUCCAUACCUAGUACCUACCUACCUACCUACCUAUACACAUAGGCAACACCACCAUCGCAAUUCCCGCCGCGAUGGAAGGCCAGACGCCCAACCCUCUACUAUUGCCUCCAGAUCUCACGCCGCUAGAGCAAGAGGUGCUCGAAGAAUACGAGCGGCUAGCGGAGAACAUGAAGAAGCUCGCAACCGUACUGGACGCUAUGGCCGGACAGCCCACGACCGAGAUUCUCGACGGCCUGCGGGAGCUCGAGCGCAAGACGAGCCUGGUAUUCACGCUGCUCAAGGCGAGCGUCUACAGCAUCGUGCUGCAGCAGGAGAUCGACUGGGGCGACCAAACGCGGGGCUGAGCGGAUGAGAUGCAGAAAUUAACGAUAGCAUGAAAUAACCUGCCAUAUAUUGAGCCGCUUAGUUAUGGUACGAAUAGACUACCCCAAGCACCGUGUCUUCGGGCCUGGAUGA